This is a messenger RNA of Dipodomys spectabilis (banner-tailed kangaroo rat), 2157 nucleotides long. It is a transcript of the gene CUNH5orf15, whose product is annotated as chromosome unknown C5orf15 homolog. The transcript has 3 exons. Lineage: Eukaryota; Metazoa; Chordata; Mammalia; Rodentia; Heteromyidae. Bases 39 to 824 code for a protein of 261 amino acids. The record is from RefSeq and is a predicted model, not a curated record.
GAACCUAGCAACAGCGCAGGUUCCCGGCUGGUUCCGUUAUGGCGGCUGCCGCCCUGGGGAAGAUGAGAGGGGCCAUGCCAACCAACCUGCUGCCGGUGUUGGGCAUCCGGGUCCCCGGCGGCCUGGCGGGGCCGCUCGUCCUGGCGCUUCUGUUGGCUUCUGCCGUGCCUGCUGGAACAGAGCCCACUGGCCAACCUGUACAAAAUACAGAUAUUUCUUCUUCAAACACGAAUACUUUCUCACAGGAAAACAAAACCAAACCUUCUGUUUCUCAAAUCAGUACCACUCUCCCUCCUCCAACUAGUACAGGGAAAAGUAGAGGAACAUCUGUAGCUCCCCGUCCCUCACCUACUACCUCACUGUCCCAAGAGGAGGCUGAGAACAAUGAGGAUCCUAGCAUGGAGGAGGAGGAUCUUCUCACACUGAAUAGUUCUCCAUCUACCGUCAAAGACUCUCUGGACAAUGGGGAUUAUGGAGAACCAGACUAUGACUGGACCACCAGCCCCAGGGACGAUGAGCCUGAUGAGACUUUGGAAGAAAACAGGGGUUAUAUGGAAAUCGAACAGUCAGUGAAAUCUUUUAAGGCCCCAUCCUCAGAAGUAGAAGAGGAAGAUAGCCACUUCUUUUUCCACCUUAUUAUUUUUGCUUUUUGUAUUGCUGUUGUUUAUGUUACAUAUCACAACAAAAGGAAGAUUUUCCUUCUAGUUCAAAGCAGGAAAUGGCGGGAUGGCCUUUGUUCCAAAACAGUGGAAUAUCAUCGUCUAGACCAGAAUGUUAAUGAGGCUAUGCCUUCUCUAAAGAUUACCAAUGAUUAUAUUUUUUAAAGCACUGUGAUUUGAGUUUGCUUAUUAUGUCAUUUUAUUUGCUUGACUUUUUAUAUAUGAUAUUGUGCAGAUGUUUGCCACAGGCAUUUGGUACUUAAAUGAGAGGUGGAUCUCUCUUUUGCCUUGGUGCUUUGGAAAUUAAAUGUCACAAAUACUUUUAGAGCUGAAUUAAUCAGGUGUCCAAAGUAUGAGUUAAGCAUCACCUUAUAUUUACAGUUUUUAUUAUUUUCCAUUUAUUGUUUUUUCUGAAAUUAAUACUACUUGUAAAAGAUUCCAAACUUAAAAAAAAUUCUAACAUAUAUAAUACUGCUGAUUCAGAUCUACUCUUUGCCAUCCAAAUGCUAUUUUUUAAAGCACUUAUUUCUUAUUGGUCCCACACUGUAAAGUACAAGGGUAUUAUGUGUGAUAAUGUUUUGCAUUAAAGUAAUACUUUUUUUCUCUUAAGAGAACUCUGGAUAUUUUUAGGGAAUUAAAACACAAAAUAGUGAUCUUGUUCAAUCUGACCACAGUUUUAGGCAACACAUUAAAUAUGUCAGAAACUCUGGCAAAAGAGAAUAUAGUUUGCAGUGAACAUAAGAUAAAAUAUCAUAUAGAUAGCAGUUUUUGGUUUGAAUUACUGAAUUAAAUUUAGAGGUGAAAACUGAUAAAGAACUAAAUGCGUGAACAGUUAAUUUUAGCAGUUCAUUUGUAGCUCUGGUCUCAAAGGUUUCAAGCAAUGGGAAGAGUUUAAAGUUACAUUUGUUCACUUUGUUUCUUACUGUGUAAUAAGAUGGAAUAAACUUUUAGGUCAUUAUCAUUUAAAUAUAUCAUUUAAUAUAUAUAGGCCUUUCAAAUUAAAAUUACUAGAAGUGGUUUGUAAACUUAAAGGAUAUAUAUCCAUCCAUACAUAGUAUACAUUGUGUACACGCAUAUAUGUAUGUAUACAAGUAUAUAUGUAUGUAUGCACAUUGAUCUUCCCAGGCCUAUCUUGUUUUAUUGUUGGUUGUUUACAGCAACUGGAAAUUAUUUACUAUAUUUCACUUUAGCCUGUGUUUCUAUCAUAAAGAAUUGAUCAGUAUGUAAAUAUGUGAUUUGAACCCUGUUGUCAUGGAAACCUUAUCUUUACUGUGUGCUAACCAAAGCCCAGAGGAGCCAGUGGUCACAUGCUUUGGGUAGAGCUGGAGUAGCAGUGCCGUCCACCGUCCUCUCCAGCAGACAGCUGACUUUCAAUAAGGGAAGCACAAUGGAUAUACACCUGAACUGUUUUAUUGCAGCAAUUUUUUUCAUAUCUGAAAUUGUAUUAUUUAAUAUUUUGAAUAAGAUUUUAAAAAAUAAAUGGCAAAGAUAUAAAUCA